AUGACCGCUUCAUUUGAUGUCGAGGAAGUGCUUUCCAAGCUAAACGUUGUAGAAAAGGUCUCUCUACUCGCAGGAGCCGACUGGUGGCACACCGUCGCCCUCCCGAAGCAUGGCGUCCCAGCAAUCCGCGUCUCAGACGGCCCCAACGGCGUCCGCGGCACCCGCUUCUUUAACGGAGUUGCAGCAGCGUGCUUCCCAUGCGGGACCGCCCUGGGCGCCACAUGGGACGUCGAGCUCCUGCACCAGGCCGGCGUUGUCAUGGGACAAGAAAGCAAAGCGAAGGGCUCGCACGUGAUUCUCGGUCCGACGAUCAACAUGCAGCGCUCUCCGUUGGGCGGGAGAGGGUUCGAGAGUUUGAGCGAGGAUCCGGUGCUCGCGGGCCUGGGGGCCGCGGCGUUGGUUAAUGGGAUUCAGGAGACGGGGGUGGUGGCUACGAUUAAGCAUUUUGUGUGUAAUGACCAGGAGCAUGAGAGGAAUGGGACGGAUGCUAUUAUUACGCAGAGGGCGUUGAGGGAGAUUUAUGCGUUGCCGUUUCAGUUGGUUGUGAAGGAGAGUAAUCCGGGGAGUUUUAUGUCGUCUUAUAAUAAGGUGAAUGGGACGCAUGUUAGUGAGAAUCCAAAGAUUUUGGGUGAUAUUCUCAGAGAGGAAUGGGGUUGGAAGGGGUGCAUUAUGAGUGAUUGGUGGGGAACAUACUCAACAUCUGAAGCCAUCAACGCCGGACUCGACCUCGAAAUGCCAGGUGCCACCAAAUGGCGCGGAGAAAUGCUCGUCCAAGCAGUAGGCGUCAACAAAGUAGCACAACACGUCUUAGACGAACGAGCUCGUAACGUCCUCACCCUCGUCAACCGCUGCUCCGCAUCCAAGAUUCCCGAACGAGCUGAAGAAAAAACAGCAGACACCCCAGAAACAGCUGCUUUACUCCGAAAGAUAGGCGCUGAGUCCAUCGUCUUAAUGAAAAACGAAGGAAGUAUCCUUCCCUUGAAGAAAGACAAGAAAACACUCAUCCUCGGCCCCAACGCAAAAGUAGCCACCUACCACGGCGGCGGCUCCGCGUCCCUUCUGGCCUAUUAUGCCAUCACCCCUUUCGACGGCAUCAAAUCCCAACUCACCACCGAACCAACCUACACCGUCGGCUGCUACGCACACAAAGAGCUCCCCCUCCUCGGCAACAUCCUGCACACAGCCUCAGGCGAACCGGGCGUCUCAUGGAAAGCCUACAACGAGCCUCCGUCCGUCAAAGACCGGAAAUGUGUCGACGAGCUUAGGUUAACUAAGACCGAGUUUCUGUUGAUGGAUUAUAAUCCCCCGGCCAUCAAGGCCUUGCUCUGGUAUGCUGAUAUCGAGGGCUAUUUCACCGCCGAAGAGGACUGUGAGUUUGAGAUGGGGCUCGGGGUUUAUGGGACGGCGAAACUGUUUGUGGAUGGGGAAUUGUUUAUUGAUAACGAGACUACGCAAACGAAAGGGACGCUAUUCUUUAACUGCGGGACCGUGGAAGAGAAGGGGAUAGUGCCUGUCAAGAAAGGGCAGAAAUACCACGUCAAAGUCGAGUUUGCGAGCGCGCCGACUUGUAAGUUGGAUCAAGGGAGUAACGUGUUAUUCGGAGGUGGAGCCGUCAGAAUCGGAGGCGCGAAAGUCAUCGACGCUGAGAAGGAAAUCGAGCACGCAGCAGCAUUAGCCAAGGGCGCUGAACAAGUCAUCAUCUGCGCCGGUCUAAACUACGACUGGGAAACCGAAGGCUCAGACCGCGAAACCAUGGACCUCCCGGGCCACAUGAACGCGCUCAUCACCGCCGUCUCCACCGCAAACCCCUCCACGAUCGUCGUAACCCAAUCCGGAACCCCCGUCUCCAUGCCCUGGCUAUCCUCCGUGCCAGCCCUGAUCCACGCCUGGUACGGCGGCAACGAGACCGGCAACGCCAUCGCGGACAUCCUCUUCGGGGCCGUGAACCCCUCCGCCAAACUCCCGCUCUCGUUCCCGCGGCGGCUGCAGAAUAACCCCGCGUUCCUGAACUAUCGGACGGAGAGGGGCAGGACGCUGUAUGGCGAAGAUGUGUAUGUCGGGUAUCGGUGGUACGAGAUGUUGGAUCUGGAACCGUUGUUUGCUUUCGGGCAUGGGUUAUCUUAUACAACAUUCUCCUUCACCGAUCUCAAGAUCUCCACCAUCUCCACCACCUCCCUCUCCUCCUCCUCCUCCUCCUCGUCUUCGGAAAUCCUCAAAAUCCAACUGAAAAUAACAAACACAGGCCCCCUCCCCGGCGCAGAAAUAGCGCAACUCUACAUCUCCCAAGAAAAACCUAGCAUCAAACGCCCCAAAAAGGAACUAAAAGGCUUCACAAAGGUGUUUUUACAAAAGGGAGAGAGUAAAAUUGUGAGUAUUGAGGUGGAGGUUAAAUACGCGACGAGUUUCUGGGAUGAGGUGAGGGGGGCUUGGGUUAGUGAGAGGGGGAAGUAUGGGGUUUGGGUGGGGGGGUCGAGUCGGGAGGGGAAGGGGGAGGGGGAGGGGGAGGGGGGGGUUUUCGAGGUUGAGAGGACGGGGUGGUGGACGGGGUUGUGA
Messenger RNA from Mollisia scopiformis, 2553 nucleotides. RefSeq names its product glycoside hydrolase family 3 protein. Gene Ontology annotation, molecular function: beta-glucosidase activity. Lineage: Eukaryota; Fungi; Ascomycota; Leotiomycetes; Helotiales; Mollisiaceae. The record is from RefSeq and is a predicted model, not a curated record. Gene Ontology annotation, biological process: glucan catabolic process. The transcript is spliced from 5 exons. Bases 1 to 2553 code for a protein of 850 amino acids.